UUGUGGUAAUAUUCUUUGUCGAUCUCUUUCUCUGUUGGCAACGUGGUGAAACGUUACGACGUUAGUUAAACUUUGCGUAUUUCGAUUGAAAAAAUCGUUUAAUUUUUUUUAUUCCGGCGAAACCGUAUAAACAAAUUUUUAAAAAUGUCGUUUGGUGAUGUGAAAACAGCAAAAGGUCUUGAACAACUUAACAACUUCUUGGCCGACAACAGUUAUAUCAGUGGUUAUACCCCAUCAAAGGCCGAUUUGUCGGUGUUUGAUGCUUUAGGUAAAGCACCAACUGGUAAUGUUCCACAUGUCCAAAGAUGGUAUCGUCAUAUCGCAUCGUUUUCUGCUCAAGAACGUAAUGCAUGGGGUGGACAGGCUGUACCACAAGUUGCCGGCGGCAAACCAACAACACAAGCCGCACCAGCUGCUGCCGAUGAUGACGAUGACGUCGAUCUUUUCGGUUCAGAUGAAGAAGACGACGAAGAGGCCACUAGAAUUCGUGAAGAACGUGUGGCUGCCUAUGCCGCUAAAAAAUCAAAGAAACCAGCCCUCAUUGCAAAGAGUUCAGUUUUAAUCGAUGUCAAACCAUGGGACGAUGAAACUGACAUGAAGGAAAUGGAAAAAUGUGUUCGCACCAUCGAAAUGGACGGUUUGGUUUGGGGAGCAUCGAAAUUAGUUCCAGUUGGAUACGGUAUCAAUAAAUUGCAAAUCAUGUGUGUUAUUGAAGACGACAAAAUCUCAACCGAUGAACUCCAAGAGAAAAUCGAAUCCUUCGAAGAUUUUGUCCAAUCAUCCGACAUCGCUGCAUUCAAUAAAAUCUAAAUGGCUUGAUUGGUUCUGUGCAUGAGUCUGACUCAAACAUAUGCACUCAUUCAAAUCGAAAUCAAUCAAUACAUUCUUUGCAAACAAUUCGG
This is a messenger RNA of Contarinia nasturtii (swede midge), 902 nucleotides long. RefSeq names its product probable elongation factor 1-beta (gene eEF1beta). Gene Ontology annotation, molecular function: guanyl-nucleotide exchange factor activity; translation elongation factor activity. Gene Ontology annotation, biological process: translational elongation. Gene Ontology annotation, cellular component: cytosol; eukaryotic translation elongation factor 1 complex. Bases 145 to 810 code for a protein of 221 amino acids. Lineage: Eukaryota; Metazoa; Arthropoda; Insecta; Diptera; Cecidomyiidae. The transcript has 3 exons. The record is from RefSeq and is a predicted model, not a curated record.